Molecule: messenger RNA, 2878 nt
Organism: Jatropha curcas
Lineage: Eukaryota; Viridiplantae; Streptophyta; Magnoliopsida; Malpighiales; Euphorbiaceae
Source: RefSeq, a predicted model, not a curated record
CCAAUGCUUUGUUCUCUUGUUUGUCUCGCCCUUUCCAUCUCCUGCAAGUAUUUGUUUUAUUCGUUUUAUAUAAAUUUUGUCUCCUUCUUACUAGUCUCUUUUAAAACUUCCUCUUUGUCCCUCCGGUUUUUUAUUUGUUCUCUUUAAACUUCUCUGUGUUUUUUUUUUAGUUGAAGUGCCCUGGAUUUUGGGUUCUGUUUGUUAACAAGACUCCGUUGUUUGCUACGGAUCACUGCCAUUGUUAUAUGCCGAUUUAGAACGGCAUUUUAACGGCUCCUUUUCCAAAUGGUAUGGCGAAAAUGAAAAUUCAAGGUUCGUAGGGAAUUAAACCAAAAGAAAUCCAAAUUUCUGCUGGUGUGUUUUGGACAAGAUGUUGUGUGCUUGCUCAGGUGAGCAAUUUAAGUUUGAAGAGCCACCGCAGUCGCCGGAGUCACUCGCCACUAGGGAUUUCUCGGCAAGCGGUCUCUCAUCUAGGACUACUGGAGACUGGGAUUCUAAACUCGAGGAUAUUCAAGUGGAUGAAGCCGAAUCCACUCUCAAAGAAGCUCUCUCAUUGAAUUAUGAGGAGGCUAGAGCACUGCUGGGGAGGCUUGAAUACCAGAGAGGGAACUUUGAAGCUGCCCUUCAGGUAUUCCAGGGUAUUGACUCGAGAAGCUUAACCCCUAAAAUGAUUAAGGCCAUUGCUGAAAGAACUCGGCAGAGAAAGCCACGUGCCAAAGGUGAUAUUACACCUCCCAGUAUCAUGUCCAUGCAUUCAGUGAGUCUACUACUUGAAGCAAUCUUACUUAAAGCAAAAUCACUUGAGGAACUCGGGCAUUAUAGAGAGGCUGCAACGGAGUGCACUAUUAUUUUAGACAUAGUUGAAUCAGCACUACCUAAUGGUAUGCCUGAAGGCAUUGGUGAAGACUGCAAAUUGGAGGAAAUGUUUCACAAAGCAUUGGAGUUGCUACCCAUUCUGUGGAUAAAAGCAGGCUUGCUUGAUGAAGCCAUAACUGCAUAUCGCCGGGCCCUAAUCAAGCCAUGGAAUCUAGGUCCACAUAGAUUGGCUAGAGUACAAAAAGACUUGGCUUCCAUUUUACUUUUCGGUGCUGUUGAAGCAAAACUUCCCUCUCAUUUACAAGCAUGGGGUCCAUGGUCCCCCAGCAGUAGUACAGAGGAAGCAAUCCUUUUGUUGUUGGUUCUCAUGAAUAAGGUGGCUUAUGGAGAAAUCCAGUGGGAUGAAGAAAUCAUGAGUCAUCUGACCUAUGCCCUCUCAAUUAUUGGGCAGUAUGAGUUAUUGGCAGAGCAUGUGGAGCAGACUCUUCCAGGUGUCUACAACCGAGCUGAGAGGUGGUACUUUCUUGCUCUCUGUUAUAAUGCUGCAGGCCAGAAUGAAGCAGCUUUGAACCUUUUAAAGAAAGUUUCUGGGUUUUCAGAAUCAAAGCACAAACCUCAUAUCCCUUCCUAUCUAUUGGGUGCAAAACUGUGUUCUGAAGAUCCCAAGCAUGCUCAGGAAGGCAUUAAUUUUGCCCGUAAACUGAUUAAUUUGGAAAAUAAUCCAAAUCAACAUUUCAUGGUUGAAGCCCAUAAAUUCCUCGGUGUUUGCUAUGGCAAUGCCGCAAGAAUUUGCUUAUCUGAUUCUGAAAGAAUUAACCUUCAGAAAGAGUCUUUGGACUCUCUAAACCAUGCUGCGGUCAAUAGGCAGGAGGAUCCAGAAGUUAUGUAUAGCCUUGCACUUGAAAACACACUGCAAAGGAAUCUAGAUGCCGCUUUUGACAAUGCUAUUCUGUAUACUGAAACCAUGGCUGGUAACUCAGUGAAAGGUUGGAAACUACUAGCUCUUAUAGUUUCUGCCCAGCAUCGUUUCAAGGAUGCUGAAAUAGUUGUUGAAUUUGCUUUGGAUGAGGCUGGGAGAAUGGAUCAGUUUGAACUUCUUAGAUUGAAGGCUGUACUUCAAAUCGCGCAGGAGCAGCCUAAGGAGGCAAUAGAAACAUAUAGAAUAUUGCUGUCUCUUAUUCAAGCACAAAGAGAUCUUAAUGCCAAGAACCCUGAUCAUGGACAUAUGUUUGAGUCUGAGGCACUAGCAGAAAGAAAAUUAGAAUUGACAGUGUGGCAAGAUUUGGCCGCCAUUUAUACAAAACUUGGUUCUUGGUCCAAUGCCAAAAUUUGUGUGGAGAAAGCCAAAUUAAUGGAUUUUCAUUGUCCCAGAAGUUGGCAUACCACAGGAUUGUAUUUUGAAGCACAGUCACUAUACAAAGAAGCACUUGUUUCUUUCUCAGUUGCACUGUCAAUAGAACCAGACUAUGUUCCAAGUAUAGUCUCAACUGCAGGAGUAUUAAUGAAGCUCGGAAGCCAGUCAUUUCCAAUUGCAAGAAGCUUUUUAAUGAAUGCAUUGCGCUUAGACCCCACAAAUCAUGAGGCAUGGAUGAAUCUUGGUUUAAUCUCGAAAAUGGAAGGAGCUCUACAACAAGCUGCAGACUUUUUCCAAGCUGCAUAUGAGCUCAGGCUUUCGGCUCCCGUACAAAGCUUAGAAUGAAAAUGGUUUUGCAAUUAUUUUUAGGCAGUAAAUCUCCUAAAACACGAAUCUCCACGAAAUGUGUUUUUUCUUUAAUCAUCAAAAUGGCCAUUGAGUUCAACUGUUAGUAUCAACAAGAAAAAGGAGUAGCGAAGGCUGGACAUUGUUUGCUUAUUUCCACUCGCCAUCUCAGCGAUAGAUUCCCUUGAUUAAUUAAGUUGUAUAGCAACCUUUCUGUAGGGUUGAGUUCCUCUGUUGAUAUCAAAAUCGUUUGAGAUUUGUUCUGUAUUUUUCAUUGCAAUGGAAUAUUGCAUUCCAAUAUAAUAUCUACAAACAAUAUAUUCCGUUUUUUUACUUAAAAAAUAAAAAUAAUAUAUUAUCUUC